CACCAUAGAGAGGGAGUCGGGCGGAAAAGCGCGCGAGGCUCCCGGAUGAGGAAAUCAAAAGGGAGCCCAGGCGCGUGCGCUUCCUGCGGGGAGCGGGUCCGCCACGCCCCCCUCUCCGGUGCUGUGGAAAUGCAAGAUCUUGUAAAAAUGUUUGGUGUCUAAUAACUGAGAAGAACAAGAAUUCAGGAUGAAGACCAGCAAGGUCUACAAGCUCGUCAUUCACAAGAAAGGCUUUGGAAGCAGCGAUGAUGAGCUUGUGGUGAACCCCAAAGUAUUUCUUCAGAUCAAGCUGGGAGACAUUGUGGAAAUUGCACACCCCAAUGAUGAAUACAGCCCUUUGCUCCUACAAGUGAAGUCACUUAAGGAGGACUUACAGAAAGAAACCAUAAGUGUAGAUCAGACUGUGGCACAGGUGUUCCGACUGAGACCCUACCAGGAUGUCCAUGUGAACGUUGUUGACCCAAAGGAAGUGACCCUUGAUCUGGUGGAGCUGACGUUCAAGGAUCAGUACAUCGGGCGUGGGGACAUGUGGCGACUGAAGAAGAGCUUGGUUGGCACGUGUGCCUAUGUCACUCAGAAGGUGGAAUUUGCAGGUAUUCGGGCUCAAGCAGGCGAACUUUGGGUCAAAAGUGAGAAGGUCACAUGUGGCUACAUCAGUGAAGACACUCGGGUUGUCUUCCGCUCAACCUCUGCCAUGGUAUAUAUCUUCAUCCAGAUGAGCUGUGAAAUGUGGGAUUUUGACAUCUAUGGGGACCUUUACUUUGAGAAAGCUGUGAAUGGUUUCCUCGCUGAUCUCUUCACCAAGUGGAAGGAGAAGAACUGCAGCCAUGAAGUGACUGUGGUCCUGUUUUCUAGAACGUUCUAUGAUGCAAAAUCCUUGAAUGAAUUUCCAGAGACACAGCGUGCCUCAAUUCAGCAGGAUCAUGAAGGAAGAUUCUAUGAAGAUUUUUACAAGGUGGUGGUUCAGAACGAAAGACGAGAGGAGUGGACAUCGUUGCUUGUUACCAUUAAGAAACUCUUCAUCCAGUACCCUAUCCUGGUGCGUUUGGAGCAGGCAGAGGGCUUUCCUCCAGGGUACAAUUCCACCUCCGCUCAAGGAAAUUAUUUGGAAGCCAUAAACCUCUCCUUCAAUGUGUUCGACAAGCAUUACAUCAAUCGAAACUUUGACCGGACGGGGCAGAUGUCUGUAGUCAUCACGCCUGGCGUGGGAGUCUUCGAAGUGGACCGGCUCCUCAUGAUCUUGACCAAGCAGCGCAUGAUAGAUAAUGGGAUUGGGGUGGACUUGGUGUGCAUGGGAGAGCAGCCCCUCCACGCCGUGCCCCUCUUCAAGCUGCACAAUCGCUGCAGUCCUGGGGACUCUCGCUUGGGGGAUGACUACAAUAUACCACACUGGAUAAACCACAGUUUCUACACCUCCAAAAGCCAGCUCCAGUGUAACAGCUUCACUCCACGGAUCAAACUGGCUGCCAGGAAACCGCAGAGUGAAAAACUGAAAAGUAGCAGGGAUGCCUCUUUGGGAGCCCCGAAAGAGACAGAGAACGCUCUCCCCAUCCAAGUGGAUUACGAUGGUUACGACGCCCAGGUUUUCCGUCUCCCGGGGCCGUCCAGAGCUCAGCGUUGUACCACCUUCAGGUCCGUCCGGGAACGAGAGAGCCGCCCCCGGAAGAGCUCCAGCUCCUAUGAUGUUUCCUCCAGCCCUUCCCUGCAGAGCCGGCCUCUGCCCCCAGAAGAGGUGCGGAGCCAGGCCUCGGACGACAGCUCCCUGGGAAAGAUCUCCAACAUCCUGAUGAUCCCCCGCCAGCACCUCCACCUCCAGUACGAAGUCAGCAGCUCCUUGGGCUACACCAGCACCCGAGACGCCCUUGAGAAUAUGAUGGAGUCUCAGCAGCGAGACUCCAGUGCCCCAGGGAGAUUUCAUGUCGGGAGUGCUGAGUCCAUGCUGCACAUCCGUUCUGCUGGGGGCUAUGCGCCGCAGAGGGCCCUCAUCAACCCCUUUGCCCCCUCCAGGAUGCCCAUGAAACUCACAUCGAACCGGAGGCGCUGGAUGCACACGUUCCCCGUGGGUCCUUCUGGAGAAGCCAUCCAGAUCCACCAUCAGACACGUCAGAACAUGGCCGAGAUGCAGGGCAGUGGGCAGAGGGACUGGACCCACUCCUCUGCGGAACUGCUGGAGCUGGCCUAUCACGAGGCAGCUGGGAGGCAUGGAGUUUCUCACCAUCCAGAUGACGGCACUUCCUUCAUGAGCUUCAGUGGCAUGGAAGAUUACUCUAACCAGCUCACUGGCAGCCAUGCCACAGGAAUGAAUGCCCGAAACCAGAACAAGGACUCCCUGGAGAGCGCCGUCUCUAACUCUCCAGAUCCGAUUCUGACGCUGUCUGCUCCCCCCGUAGUGCCAGGCUUCUGUUGUACAGUUGGGGUGGACUGGAAGUCUCUUACCACGCCCGCCUGCCUCCCCCUCACCACGGAUUAUUUCCCGGACCGCCAGAGCCUGCAGAACGACUACACCGAAGGGUGCUAUGACCUGCUGCCCGAAGCAGAUCUGGACAGGAGGGACGAGGAAGGUGUGCAGAUGACGGCCCAGCAAGUGUUUGAGGAGUUCAUAUGCCAGAGGCUCAUGCAGGGCUACCAGCUCAUCGUGCAAAGCAAGCCUCAGAAGCCGCCUGCAGCCGUCCAGCCGCCUCUCAGCAGCAGCCCCUUGUACAGCAGAGGCCUCGUGUCACGAAUCCGGGCUGAAGAGGAGGACCAGUACUGGCUGAGCAUGGGCCGCACCUUCCACAAAGUGAUAUUGAAGGACAAAAUCAUUACCGUCACUCGUUAUUUGCCAAAGUAUCCGUAUGAAUCAGCCCAGAUAAAUUACACCUACAGCCUGUGCCCUUCCCACUCUGACUCUGAGUUUGUCUCUUGCUGGGUUGAGUUUUCCCAUGAGAGGUUAGAGGAAUACAAAUGGAAUUACCUGGACCAGUACAUCUGCUCCGCAGGUUCGGAGGAUUUCAGUCUCAUUGAGUCGCUGAAGUUCUGGCGGACUCGCUUCCUGCUGCUGCCGGCCUGCAUCAGUGCCACGAAGCGCAUCAUGGAGGGUGAGGCGCACUGUGACGUCUACGGGGGCAAGGCUCGCUCGGACGAGGAGGAGUGGCAGCUCCUGGAUGGCUUCAUCCGCUUUGUGGAGGGGCUGAACCGCAUCCGCAGGCGCCACCGGUCGGACCGGAUGAUCCGGAAAGGGACCACUAUGAAAGGCUUGCAGAUGGCAGGUCCGCUUUCCGCUCAUUCUUUGGAACCGUCCGGGCCUCCCCCUCUCGGUAAGAAGGGGACCUCUGCGCUCUCGGCUCUGCUGGAGAUGGAAGCCAGCCAGAAGACCCUGGGAGAGCAGCAGGCAGCAGCAGCAGCAGCAGCAGCACUUGCUGGGAAGAGCUCCAGCCAGCCACCCGAGAACAACAGCAGCAUGGCCAUGACACCGACGUAUGUGGACAGUCCACGUAAGGAUGGGACCUUCUUUGUGGAGUAUGUCCGGAGCCCACGCACAGCAUCUGCCUUCCACACGCAGGUCUCGAUUGAUCAGACAGCUGCUGCCACUCUUGAAGGCAUUGCGCUGAGCAACGUAGGCCAGUCCACAGACAGGAGCAUCAGCCAAGCCUUUGCCAGCUCCCAGAACUUAGGAGACCAAGGAUCUGCCACAUCUGGUUCCGUCGAGAACAGCUCUCAGCCAUCCUCAGCAAGCUCCCUGACCUCAUCUUCUACUUUGAUAGAGAUCCUUGAAGCCAUGAAGCACCCCACCACAGGGAUCCAGCUGCUGUCAGAACAGAAGGGGCUCUCUCCAUCCUGCUUCAUCAGCGCGGAGGUGGUCCACUGGCUGGUGAACAUGGUGGAAGGGGUGCAGACCCAGGCCAUGGCCAUUGACAUCAUGCAGAAAAUGCUGGACGAGCAGCUCAUCACCCAUGCCUCAGGAGAGGCCCUUCGCACCUUCAUCUAUGGGUUUUACUUCUACAAGAUCAUGGAAGACAAGGAGCAGGAGCGAGUGGGAAUCCAGCAGCCAGCCAUGUGGCACACAGCCGCUAAGGACGACUUCUCUGCCUUCCAACGGAAGUGGUUUGAGGUGGCCUUCGUGGCCGAGGAGCUCCUCCACUCUGAGAUCCCGGCUUUCCUUCUGCCUUGGCUACCCAGCCGCCCGGCCUCCUACGCCAGCAGGCACAGCUCCUUCAGCCGCAGCUUUGGAGGACGGAGCCAGGCAGCUGCGCUGUUAGCUGCCACAGUGCCGGAACAGCGGACGGUGACGCUAGACGUGGACAUCAACAACCGCACGGACCGCCUGGAGUGGUGCAGCUGCUACUACCACGGCAAUUUCUCCCUCAAUGCCGCCUUCGAGAUCAAGCUGCACUGGAUGGCUGUGACGGCGGCCGUUCUCUUUGAGAUGGUCCAAGGUUGGCAUCGCAAAGCCACUUCCUGUGGGUUUCUGCUGGUCCCUGUCCUCGAAGGCCCAUUUGCGCUGCCCAGUUACUUGUACGGAGACCCCCUUCGAGCCCAGCUCUUUAUCCCUCUCAACAUUAGCUGCCUGCUGAAGGAGGGCACCGAGCACCUCUUUGAUGGCUUUGAGCCAGAGACCUACUGGGACCGCAUGAAUCUCCUUCAGGAGGUGAUCGCACACAGGUUUGGGUUUGUGCAAGAUAAAUAUUCUGCCUCUGCAUUCAACUUCCCUUCAGAGAACAAACCCCAGUACAUUCAUGUCACAGGGACUGUGUUCCUUCAGCUGCCGUACUCCAAGCGGAAGUUCUCUGGACAGCAGCGACGGCGGCGCAACUCCACAAGCUCCACCAACCAGAAUGUCUUCUGCGAGGAGCGCAUCGGCUAUAACUGGGCCUACAACACCAUGCUGACCAAAACAUGGCGGUCCAGCGCCACAGGGGAUGAGAAGUUUGCCGACCGGCUGCUAAAGGACUUUACUGACUUCUGCUGGAACAAGGACAACCGGCUGGUCUCCUUCUGGACAGGCUGUCUGGAGAAGAUGCACGCCAGCGCCCCUUGAAGAACCCCCACAACCCACAGAAGUCAAAUGUAGCUGCAAUGAGCUGUCCUGGAAGAGUGGAUGCAAAGAGCAUCUUGAGAAAUCCUGGGCAGGCUCCUGGGAGCAAGGUCUCAGGAUGCCACAAAUGGGCGCUUUUCACAGGUGCAAAUGGAUAAAUCUUACUAUGGGAAGGCGACUUCCGGCCCGAAUGGAGGACAGCCUGAUGGGCAUCAGACAGCAGUGGAAGAAGACCAGAAGCUUUUUCAGAAAAAUGAGCAAAAACCUUUUCAUCUUCUGAAAAUGCUCAUUGGGAGUUUUUUGUGCAUAUGUAAAAUGUUGUACAAUAUUUAUGGAAUAAAAGCACACUGUUCUCCUCCCA
Messenger RNA from Lacerta agilis (Sand lizard), 5375 nucleotides. It is a transcript of the gene DEPDC5, whose product is annotated as DEP domain containing 5, GATOR1 subcomplex subunit. Gene Ontology annotation, biological process: cellular response to amino acid starvation; positive regulation of autophagy; negative regulation of TORC1 signaling. Gene Ontology annotation, molecular function: GTPase activator activity. Gene Ontology annotation, cellular component: lysosomal membrane; GATOR1 complex. The transcript has 43 exons. The record is from RefSeq and is a predicted model, not a curated record. Lineage: Eukaryota; Metazoa; Chordata; Lepidosauria; Squamata; Lacertidae. The coding region runs from base 188 to 5017 and encodes 1609 amino acids.